AUGAACGACAACGACUACUCGACCCCACCCACUCCAGGUGUAGCAUCUCCAUUGGGCACCUCGAUCGCAUCGCUCCCGUCUAAACCUUCGUCAGUCGAAGAUCGUCGCAAGAACUGGAGGUUCGGGACCAUCUGCGCGACGACCGAGAGUAAAGAUCAGUAUGGGGCUUCUUCGGUACCUAUCUACCAGACGGCGACUUUCAAGGGCUUGAACGGGGAGUAUGAUUAUACCCGAAGUGGGAACCCUACGAGGACGGCUUUGGAGACGCAACUCGCCCGACUUUACACCUGCAGCCGUGCGUUCGCCGUCAGCACGGGAAUGACGGCGUUGGACAUCAUCCUCCGCCUGAUCCAACCUGGCGACGUCGUACUGGCCGGUACCGACAUUUACGGAGGCACCGACCGUCUCCUCACUUUCCUCAAGACCCAAGGGGGUGCCGAGGUCAGGCACCUAGACUUGGACGUUCGGGACGACCUCGAGGCGGUCCUCCAAGACGUGGGGAAGAGGUGCAAGAUGGUCCUCGUCGAAUCCCCUACCAACCCUCUCCUCAAGAUCGCCGACCUGAGGAUGAUCUCCAGCUUGGUCCACGCGGCUUCCCCGGAAGCCCUCGUCGUGGUCGACAACACCAUGAUGUCCCCCUACCUUCAACGACCGCUCAACCUCGGUGCGGAUAUCGUCUAUGAUUCGGGUACCAAGUACCUCUCUGGGCAUCACGAUGUCAUGGCCGGGAUCAUCGCUGUCGAGCGCGACGAGGUCGCCAAACGUGUGGCUUUCCUGAUCAAUUCAACCGGAACCGGAUUGGCGCCUCAGGAUUGUUUCCUCCUCCUUCGAGGCUUGAAGACCUUGUCUAUCCGAAUGGACCGUCAAUGCGCCACUGCCCAUCUCGUCGCCCUCUACCUCAAUACUUUGGGGUUCCACGUCAACUUUCCCGGACUCGCCACGCACCCCGACAGGGAUGUUCAUUAUGGUCAAGCUGAUGGGGCGGGUGCCGUGCUCAGUUUCACGACGGGCGAUGUGGGCGCGAGCGAGAGGAUCGUAGGAGGGACGAGGUUGUGGGGGAUCAGCGUCAGUUUCGGAUGUGUCAACAGUCUGAUCAGUAUGCCUUGUGUCAUGUCCCACGCAUCCAUCUCGGCGGAAAAACGGGCUGAACGGGGCCUUCCCGAAAACCUCAUCCGGCUUUGUGUCGGCAUUGAAGACCCUCGAGAUCUGAUAGACGAUCUCGAACAUUCCUUGCUCGAGUCGGGAGCCAUCUAUCAACGGUUCGAUAUCGACUCGGAGCCCGCCACUCCCACCACGGCGGAACCUACCAGGGACAUCUAUGUGGCUGAUCCCGAGAGGUGGAUCGUGGAGCGGGCUGGACGAUUUGCUAGGAGCGGCAUGCAGGGCAAGGGACAUCAACUGGCCGAGGAUGAACAGAAGUCGGGCGUUGGGGCUCUGGUCGAUAACGUCAAGACUAAGCUCGGAUUCUCUGGACCUGAGGGUAAAGAGGGGCAGACGACCGGCGCGGUUUCCACCAACGACUCGAACUCGGCAUCUUCAUCUUCAGCGACAACGGCGGAUCAGGACAUCCUCGUCUCGGCCCCAGGAAAAGUCAUAUUGUUUGGCGAACACGCGGUUGUUCACGGAGUUACCGCCAUCGCCGCCUCAAUCAACCUCCGGUGCUUUGCCCAUCUUUCCCGUCGACCCGACCACAAGCUCUCGCUCGACCUGCCUGACAUCGGGCUCGUUCGCGAGUGGGACAUCGACGUCCUCCCUUGGGGAUCAUUCACCGCUCAACCGACUGACAAGGAGGGCAAGGCUCCGGCCGAGCUGGAUCCUGCUAGUUUCGCUGCGGUAGAAAAAUUCUUGACCGAUGACGGGUUGGGGUCGACCGCUCAUGCGGCUGCGUUGGCGAUCAUUUACGUCUACAUGACCAUCGGAAACAAGCAGGAAAGACGAGGAGCCAGCUACUGCGCUCGAUCCGCAUUGCCCAUUGGAGCAGGUCUUGGAUCCUCAGCUUCCUAUGCCUCGUGCAUCUCGGCGGCUUUCCUGCGACUUUUCGACAGGCUCGAGGUUCAGCCUACAUCAGAUGGACCCGAGGCUGAUGCGCCGUACUCCGGUCAUCGUGGGAUUCCUGCGUCACAAGCGGACCUGAUCAACGGCUGGGCGUUCUUGGCGGAGAAGGUCAUUCACGGCAAUCCUAGUGGGAUCGACAAUGCCGUUGCCGUCAAAGGAGGAGCCCUGAGCUUUUCGAGAGCGAUGAACGGGAAGCCUGGGGGAAUGACCGGAUUGCGAGGAUUCAAGUCAAUUCGAUUCUUGCUUACCGACACCAAAGUGCCGCGAUCGACGAAGGAGCUCGUAGCUGGCGUGGCUAGCAAGAUGCAAGCGGACCCGGCUGACGGCAAGAGGGUCAUGACCGCCAUCCAGGAUAUCGCGGACCGGGCAACUGGACUCCUUACAUCCGCCGAUCUCCCUCGAAAACAACUGAUCUCUGGCUUGUCGUCCUUGAUCGAUGAGAAUCACGACCACCUCUCUCACUUGGGAGUUUCGCACCCCGCACUCGAGUUGAUCCGUGCAAGGACCGGUGCUUCGCCCCACAACCUUUCGACCAAAUUGACGGGAGCUGGAGGCGGUGGAUGCGCCGUCACACUCAUCCCUGAUGAAAUGCCUGAAGCCCAAUUGCAGGACCUGAUUCAAUCGCUCUUGGACGACGGGUUCCAACCUUACCUGACAGCUGUCGGAGGCGCUGGACUUGGAGUCUUGCAUUCUUCCAGCCGGGCCGUCGACGUCGAUGCCCCUGGAGCGGGCGAACACAAUCAUAUCCCCAUUCGCAAAGCUUUCCAAGAGGUGGAUGCCGCUCGAUUGGAAGUCUGGGCCGAAAAGACUGGAGACUGGGUCUUCACUUGA
This is a messenger RNA of Filobasidium floriforme, 2886 nucleotides long. RefSeq names its product cystathionine beta-lyase. The coding region runs from base 1 to 2886 and encodes 961 amino acids. The record is from RefSeq and is a predicted model, not a curated record. Gene Ontology annotation, cellular component: cytoplasm. Gene Ontology annotation, molecular function: ATP binding; pyridoxal phosphate binding; mevalonate kinase activity. Lineage: Eukaryota; Fungi; Basidiomycota; Tremellomycetes; Filobasidiales; Filobasidiaceae. Gene Ontology annotation, biological process: isoprenoid biosynthetic process; 'de novo' L-methionine biosynthetic process; transsulfuration. The transcript is spliced from 9 exons.